Molecule: messenger RNA, 729 nt
Organism: Raphanus sativus (radish)
Lineage: Eukaryota; Viridiplantae; Streptophyta; Magnoliopsida; Brassicales; Brassicaceae
Product: S-adenosylmethionine decarboxylase proenzyme 1-like
Exons: 4
Coding region: 1-729 (242 amino acids)
Biological process (GO): spermine biosynthetic process; spermidine biosynthetic process
Cellular component (GO): cytosol
Molecular function (GO): adenosylmethionine decarboxylase activity
Source: RefSeq, a predicted model, not a curated record
AUGACGAAUUCGGGGUUUGAAGGAGUUGAGAAGCGGUUGGAGAUCGUCUUCAAGAAACAGCCGGUGGACUGCAAGAUCGAGUACAACCUGCUUUCUCCAAGUGUUGAUACAUACCUUCUCUAUGCCUCUAGCUUGUUCGUGUUCGAUGACUGGGUGGUUAUUAAGACAUGCGGCCAAAUCCAGUUGCGGUCAAAUUCACCCGAGGAACCUAUAUCUGGCCAGAGCACCAACCCUUUCCCCACCAGAGUUUUGAAACAGAAGUAUUCAAGUUGCGCGAACUCUUGCCUCUCGAAGAUCCUUCGUUCAACGGUGGAGAUCUUGAUGACGAGUUUAGACAAAUCCAAGUCAUCCGUCUUCUUUCAAGAGAGCCUACGUGGACCCAUGAUCACCGCGUCUGGUAUAGACAGACUUUUUCCCGGAUCCAAAAUCUCAGACAUGGAGUUCCCGGGCUGUGGCUAUUCAAUGAAUGGUAUUGUCGGUGGUGGAUCUGUGUAUACGAUUCAUGUUGCUCCUGAAGAAGGGUUCAGCUUUGCCAGCUUUGAACUUUGUCAAUAUCAGCAUGAUGAUGUGGACCUCGGUUUAUUGGUGGAAUCCGUGGUCUUUUGCUUUGAUCCUGCUCACUUCACGGUUGCCGUCGUGGGCUCUUCUAAGUUUUCUGGAGAGUUGAUUCUCAAGAAUAGAGUUGUUCGAUGCAAAGAGAUCAAAGUUAGGUGCUUGGGGCACAGUUGA